AUGACUUCAAUUUCAGUUAGAUUGAAGAAUUUAGCGAAGGCAUUGGGGCCAUCUUAUCUAAGAGUAAGCGGAACUGCUGUCGAUUAUACUUUAUUUGAUGAAGUGAAGUCGGGUAACCGUAUAUUUAAAAAAGAAACAUUUGAUGGUUUAAACAAUCUAGUUAAAGAGGCUGGAUGGGGUUUAAUUUUUGGAGUAAAUCUACAGCACCGGACGAACGGACGAUGGGAUCCUUCAAACGCACUAAAGUUAUUUCAGUACACGAUUGAAAAGGGAUACCAUGUUGCCGAGCCAGGUCAAUAUUACAAGCGAAAUGAAACUUUAGCGCCUGAUGUGAUAUCCAGAGAUUAUGAUAGAAUAAAAACGGUUCUAGAUUCCAUACCAGCCAUGAAACCAUACCUUCUUAUAGGCCCAGAUGUUGGGGCUAUCAAAGCACUUGAACCGAUUAUGAAAGCCGGAGCUUACCAUUCAUUAGAUGUAAUGACCUAUCACCAAUAUUAUGUACAUGGCGACACCGCAAAAGUAGAAAAUUUUUAUAAUAUCCACGUCAUUGAAAGUGUAAAGUUUGUCAGCCAGAUGGCUUUAGAUAUAAGCCACAGAAAUGGUGGGAAACCUGUCUGGUUAGGAGAAACAUCUUCAGCUUCUGGCGGAGGGGCGAAAGGUAUAUCUGAUAGAUACGUAGCAGGAUUUCUGUGGUUAGAUAAAUUGGGCAAGUUGGCGACAAUGGGAGUAAAAGGUGUAUUUAGACAGGAAUUGGCUGGUGGUAUUUACACUUUGUUAGAUACAGAUUGGAGACCCAGGCCUGAUUAUUGGUUAACUGUUUUAUACAAAAGGUUAGUGGGUACUGUUGUCCUAUCUCCACCAACACCACCACCAUAUUCUAGAGUAUUUGUCCAGUGUACCAACAGAGCCAAUACUUAUGGCUACAACCCUGGAAGCGUGACGGUAAUGGUUUUAAAUCUUCGAGAUACAAAUAUGAAUUUCAAACUGGGUUCUAUGGCGGAUAAAAUGGUAGAAUUAUAUAUGCUGACACCCGGAUCUCAAGACGGUUUACUUUCCAAAACAGUUAAACUAAAUGGUAAAGAGUUAUUUCUGGUAAACGAUGAAAAGUUACCUCCUUUAUUACCACGUAAACAGAAAGGAGAUUGGAUUGCUGUUGCAGCACAUUCGUUUGGUUUUAUUGUAAUACCCGAUGCGAACCACAGAGACUGCCUUUAAUCUUUAAAUAAAGGUUUACACCGUUUAAA
Patella vulgata (common limpet) is the source of this 1244-nucleotide messenger RNA. RefSeq names its product heparanase-like. NCBI's taxonomy places the organism in Eukaryota, Metazoa, Mollusca, Gastropoda, Patellidae. Gene Ontology annotation, cellular component: membrane; extracellular matrix. Gene Ontology annotation, molecular function: hydrolase activity, acting on glycosyl bonds. The transcript is spliced from 10 exons. Bases 1 to 1215 code for a protein of 404 amino acids. The record is from RefSeq and is a predicted model, not a curated record.